Molecule: messenger RNA, 687 nt
Organism: Metarhizium acridum CQMa 102
Lineage: Eukaryota; Fungi; Ascomycota; Sordariomycetes; Hypocreales; Clavicipitaceae
Source: RefSeq, a predicted model, not a curated record
AUGGCUUCACAACCCCAGUCAUGGAAGGAGUGCCGCCCGGCCAACAACCUCCCAUUUGACGACGACCUUGAUGCCGUUGCCGGGCAUCAAACAGCAGAAAGACGGCCCAAGAUGGACGCUUAUUGCCGUUACCUCGUGCCGGAGCCGGAGAAGUCCCUUGAGGAUAUCCGUAGCAAGGGCGAAGAGGUUGGCUUCCAGCGUUUUUUCAACCAAGGGCACAAGGAAGUAAUACACGAAAGAGUGGAAUUCCUUGUCGAUAAAUACGUCUGGCUGGUAUUUCUCAAGCAACUGGCCGAAGACAAGCGUCCGGCCUUUCCCUGGGCCAAGAUCCAGCUGGGCGACAUUCCUGAUACGGGUCUGUCUGUCAAAUACGAACAACGGUUGGCUGCCCGAAGCAGCAACCCGCCGCCCACCGCCGAGGGGCCUGCCGCCGAAACGCCCGCGCCGAGCGAGGCUGCCAAGAAGGAGGUUACCGCCAUCCUUGGGCAAAAUGCCACCGUGCAGGCAACCAAGACUGCCUUGAGCAAUUGGGUCAUGGUAUCCAACUCCAAGCUCACUCUUGCCGACCGCAUCAACCUGGCGGCUACAGUUUGGCGAGCUGCUGCCAAGAACCUCCAGGAGGAUGCCAUUACCUUCUGGAUUGUCGAGGUUCGCGCGCUGCUGCAGAACCUGGCCAGGCAAAUGUAA